Molecule: messenger RNA, 1239 nt
Organism: Hansenula ciferrii
Lineage: Eukaryota; Fungi; Ascomycota; Saccharomycetes; Phaffomycetales; Wickerhamomycetaceae
Exons: 1
Coding region: 1-1239 (412 amino acids)
Source: RefSeq, a predicted model, not a curated record
AUGACUAAAACUGAAGUGAAAAAGGUGAAAUAUGUAUGGGAGCUACCUGCUGAUAUUCUAAGACGUAUAUUCGUGAAGUUUGGUGGGAUUGCUUAUGAUGAUUUGGUAGAAUUGCUUUAUCUUGAUGACAAGUUUCAACCUGUGUUGAAUGCAUGUGUUGCAGUGGUGUCUAAUGAUAUUAGUUUUACAGGUACCCUUUUAUGCUUUGAAGGUAUCAGAUUUUUUUCAUUAAAUCGCUAUGAUCUUUUGAAAAAUUAUACAUUGCGUAACUCGCUUAUUGAUAGAUGUAUGGUCUUAGUAGAAUUGAAUAGUUCUAGGGGCAUGGGAAAUCUGAAGGAAAUAGCACCGUUAUUGAGGAAGGUGGGAAACAAAGUCAAGAUCUGCAAUCCAAGCUUUGAAGAAAAGGCUCUUUAUAAGAAAGGUAACAAUAAGGUUUCUAUAAAUCCUACCGUUAAUGAUGGAAUGGAUGAUCUAUUAGGAUUAUUAGGUUCCAGAAGUUAUGAAGAAAUAGGAUCCGACGCGAUCCCUUUUCAGAGCAUGAAAUACAAUAAUAUCAAGUAUCUGAAUCUGGGAUUCAUUGAUACUAAGAUCAAGAUCAAUAGAUUAGUCAAUAUUCACUUACAGGGGCUACAGAGUCUGAAAAUCACAGCACCAAAUGAACCAACGGAUGGAUUAUCUGGAGUUUGGAGAAGUUUUAAAGAUGAAGUCGCGGUUAAAGUUCCAGACCCGAAACGAAAGUAUCGAGUACUACCUCGCCACCAAUCAUUCAAGAUGUAUCUUCAGGAUUGUGAUUUCCCUAAACUUGAGAUCUUCGAAUUGAGCUCGAAUGUCAAGAUUGAAGCCAUUUCCUGUUGUGAUCUCAAAAGUUUAAAAUCGUUAGAGUUUAGCAAUAAUUUUCUAUUGUUGAUUGAGAAUACAAAUCUAAGCAACAUAGAAUCACUAAUUAUACGGCCAACGAUCAAUACCCAAUCCUUUAUCACAGAAGAUGGAUAUCAAGUUGAUAAAGAUGAAAUGGAAUUAGAUUUAGAAAACCUCACUCAAGAAUUUUGUGCCAAACAUGAAGUUUCAAGAAAUCUUAUCAAAAGAUUCCCCACAUUUUUGAACCAUGAUAAUAACUUAAAGUCUUUACAAAGUAUUCAACUUCCUCAUAUAAAUUCCUUGUUGAGUGCCAAAUUCGAAAAGAAGAUGUUAGACACAUUGAAGGUAAAGCUAAAAGCAGAUGUUCCAGUCCAGAUAUGA